Molecule: messenger RNA, 3479 nt
Organism: Mauremys reevesii (Reeves's turtle)
Lineage: Eukaryota; Metazoa; Chordata; Testudines; Geoemydidae
Exons: 6
Coding region: 1062-2273 (403 amino acids)
Source: RefSeq, a predicted model, not a curated record
CUUCCCAGCAGCCUUUGCUGGCUCUCCCCCAGCCAAACAAAGAGAGCAGGGGCUUUCAAAUUGCUGCAGCCUCACGCCGAAUUGGGUACCGGAGAGGGGCCGGCGGGGGCCUCGCUAGUGGAGCCCAGCCGGGCUGGCAGCGGCUCAACGUGGCCUGGCUCGUUCCCACUCGCCGUACGUAGACACGGGGGGUUGGACUCAUGGUGAAGAACUGAACAGCUUGGUAACCUAAAGGGAGGGCUCUGAAGCAGCACACAGUGAUGAUUUGCUCACUGAAGGUGUCUUGUGGCUUAAAGGAAAAGGGUUACAGAGCUCCAUUGUGACUCUGCCUCCCUGCUGUGACCUGCCUGAAUGACCCUGCCAUACCUUCCAUAUGGAAUCCUGUCAGCUGGCAGUGCUAGUACUGAGAUUUACUGGCUGAAGACAGCUAGCUGAGCCCAAGAGAGUUGAUCCACAGUUUGGUAUGUGAGACAUAUGCCAACCCCCCAGUUGGGACACUAGCAAGUUGGAUUUAGCCUGCCACUUACCCCCUCAGCGUGACCGGCCCAGGAUGUAUGGGCUGCCACUCUCAUUCCAACAGGCUGGAAGUUGAAUCUCUUUCCACUUUGACAAGGGAGACACUCCAUUGCUGUGCCAUUUCCUUCCUGUUCCUCUCCCACAAAGAGCUGCAAGCCUGAAAAGAGUGGAUCCUUCUAUGUCUCUGAUGACCAGGACAGCAUCCUGCAGCCACUAUUGGUCUGGAGCUGUGGUGACUCCAGAAAGGGCCAUGGCAACUAUAGGCAGCCCUGGGACACAAAACUAGCAGAGGCUUAACCUCUUCGCUUGCACGGCAUGCCCUCUUGUGCCACGGAUACUACCUCUGUUACUACCCACCAAGUGCCUUGUCUCCUUAACUGGCUUCUGGGACAGGAGUAAUGUCACUAUGGUCCUUGUGGGAGGAACAUGGCCCAGCUGGCUGCGCUAGCAGGAGUCCCAACUAAGGAUGUAGCUACAGAACACUAGCACAAAAAAGCAAAUCGGGAGGGGCUUUGAUCCAUGCCCUUUGUCCUGCCAAGUGAGCGAUGGGCCGCUUGGACGACCAUGCCAAGAAGCGGAUAGUGGAGCUGCGCAAAGCCGGGCUGAGCUUCCGCAAAAUCAAGAAAGUCCUAGAGCUGGACAAUAUCCGGGUGACCCCGCAAGCUGUCUACCUGUUCCUCAAGCGUAAGAAUGUGGAGCCAGCACAGCCUCCAGGAGCCUCCCAUUUCCAACCAGCUGGAGGCCGGGGGAGCAGGAGAAUGGCCAUCAGCCGGGCUGGUUGGGAGGAUGAGCAGCUCUGGAACUUGCUGCAGGAAAAUGAGACUGAUCAGAACAAGCAGGCAGAGCCCAGAGGCAGCAGGCAGCCAGGUCCCAGGACCCCAGCACUCCCCGGAAGAGCCACCGUGAGCUGCAAGGAGCCACACCUCAAUGACAACCAAGACUGCAAGGAUGGCAUCAAAAUAGUCAGCGUGACCUCACUGUGGAAGGAUAGUGGGCCGUUUGGGAAGGUGCCUACAGUGCCCAUGGGCCCAUCUCCAGCAGCACAGCUAUCCCCUAUUAACAGUGACGACUGCUCUGGGACUCUGACUUCAGCUUUGGGUAACCACCCGGCUCCGCUCCCACCAGCUAUGGCGCAGCAGCAGCUGAACACCAGGGGCAGGAUGUUCUUGUUGCCUGCCAGGAAUCCAGCCUUAAUUGUGAAGAAGAAGAUUGUGGACAGGGCCAUCCACCUCCAGAAAAAGGCAGCCAUUCAUAACGGGCAUAGUCCAUCUGAUUCGACAACUGUCCUGCCCUUCUUGGUGGGAGUGCAGCCGGCCAACCAGCAUCCCAGGGCAAACCCAUCUGUCGUGGCAGCCUCUAUGAGCCGCAGUGCACAUGUCAAAGAUGCCAGCACCCAAACAGCCUUGCUUAACUCUGCAUGUUCUUCAGGCAAUCAGAUCCCUGUGUUGGGUGGGCAGAUGCUGGCCCCCUCACCCACCUCCCAUGCCAUUGCCGAGAAGCUGGAUGCUGUACACAAUCAGGUGCAGAAACUGACACAUGCAGUGCACGCGGUGCUAGAGAGGCAGUGCCGCAUGGAGCGCCAGCAGGAGCAGCAGCAGCGUUUCCAGCAAGAGGUGCUGAUGGCGCUUCAGCAGCUCAGCUCCACCGUGAGCCAUGGGACAGUGCCAGGAAACGAGCCCUGUGUCCCCUUCAGCAGCAUGGCUGAUCCUUCGCCCCCUGUGCCAAACUUCAGCCAAUUCAGGAUGGAGCUAAUCUGAUGAAAGGCUGAUGCCAGCAUUCAUGGGCCUGGGCAUAAGAGUGGCCUGGAGCUAGCUCUGGACAAAGCAGCUGGCAUGGGCCACCCUAGCUGAAAUAUAAAGGGAUCUCAAGCAGGCAGCUGCAGCUGAGUGAAGAGAAGCAGGCAUUAACACUUCAUAAACUGCAGCUCUAAGAGCCUGGCUAAGGCCCUGCUACUGCAAGAACAGAAGACUGGGAGGAGGAAGGCCACCAAUAACACCUAGACUCAGUCUGCUUUGGCCUAGUUAAUCCAGCCCUGCUGUCCCCAGGAAGAGGCAUGUACCAAUGGGAAGCUGAAACAUGCCAAAGGAAAGCCUUAAUUCUAGCCACUAUAUACAGCAAAUGAAAUACUGGUUUAGCUCCCAAGGCCCAGGCCCAAAGGAUAUGGAACUCCAGCAGCUUAGAGAGGCUGUCUACAGCCAAGCACCAUGCUACAUUGGAAGGAAAACAUGGUGGCAGGCAUCACUCUCUCUUUGGCAGGGCAAGCAUUUAAUGUUUACACAGGGAAGGGAGCGUGAGCAUUAGAAUGUCCAGGAGCUUGGGUUUUGGAUGUUUUUUUGCCCUUUCUUUCAGAGUGGUAUAUGGAGAGUAAAAUAAUCUCAGUAAAGUCUGUACACCCACUGCUCUAGAAACAGACUGGACUCUGUGUGGCAUGCUGGUUGUUUUUCAUACACCAACCUCCCUAUAAGAGAGUGACUCCACGGUAAUGAGAGACCAGCUGCAAUCACACCUAUCUACAGCUAAAGUACUGGAACAGUGAAGCCAGGGCAGUGCAUGCUGCAGGGUAGGCUAGCUGCAGGGAUAAUGAGCCAGUGUUCCAGGCAAGCUUGUACCCCUACACCAGCUGCACUCAUGCUCCAGGAUUGAUGGAGGGUGGAGGAUUCUCCUGCAAUGACCAAAAUUUAUGGAAUAAGGAGCAGAGGUAGGAACUGCUCACUUCAUUGCACUUGAGGCCAAGUGCUAGUAAGUCCUCUCCCUGCCCCUUGAUCCCAGAGAAACCAAGGAUAGCUGUGGCAGUUGACCACAACUUAAACAGCCCCAUUCUUCCAUUGCUGCAUUUGGGUUGCUGUACAAUAAAAAACAUCUGAAUACAACACAGGGUACAUAAUAUGGGGUGGACUGGGACUGUGGCACGGGGCUCAUCGGGUACAUAACGCGGGGUGGAGUGGGUCUGUCAGAUGGGGCUC